AGUAUAAUUGCGGCAAAACGUGUCUUUUGUAUGGACGACCUACACCGUCACGAUUGAGUGCCUCUGGAAAGUCUGAAAGCCAAAUACGAGCUCACACUCCUCGGCUUUGAGUAUAAUUGCGGCAAAACGAUGACGGAAAAUCAACAGCUUUUAUCCCUAGAGGCAAAAGCAACAAUCGUUGCUGCUGUAGGAGACGCCUUGCGAAUGCAGCCGUCAACGGUUAUCGAGCAAUUAUUUCAAAAGAAGCCAAAGGUUGCAGAAAUUUUGUCACCCAUAGAAUUAAAAAGCCUUGUGUCUGAGCUAAGGCCUCUGUUGACACAUGAAGAAGCUGAAAAUUUGGUCGAGACGGCGCACGUCAGCAUCCCUAACUUUUAUGCAGGUGCCCAUUAUGCUGCUGCUGAAUUCAAAAGUGCUGUUCUUAAGUUCAAGCAUGUGAUUCAAGCUGCCGCAAGACACUCUGUGUACAGAGUAUUUGAUCAACCUGCCUUUUCUGACAGACAAAUUGAAUACCCUUCUUUAACAGUUUUUCUUUACCCUGCAAUGAACAACCUGAAGCCAGAGAAACCAGUCAGAGUUACCUCUCUACUUACCAAAUCAGGCAAAGAAAAGCUAAAGCCUUUGAAUACUUGCAAGAAGAUCGAGGGUUUUCCCUAUCCUGAUGAAACCUGGUCGAAAGGAAAUUGCGCUCUGAAUGCGAAGCUCUUCUUAAUUCAAGCCCUGUGCAAGGAGGGGCACAUCAAGGCAGCCACUCUCCUGGCAUACAAGGCAAUGUUUGGUCCCCUGAGAGACCUCCUUGAAUGUCUUGUGCUCACGAAUGGAAAAUGGUCCCAAGAAGCAGAGAACUUGCGCCAUUGGACAAUCUUUUGCAGUUAUCCACAUGUCUAUUUAAACAACUGGGACACGAAUGCGGCCUGGGAGGAGAUUUUUUUUUCUUCCCAGACCGUCCUUCUAAGAGAAGAGGUUUGUGUCAUGUGUGAGGAUGUUCAACAAAUUUCGUCUGGGCCACCGCACCUCAGUCCAGAAGAGGCAUUAGUAGUUGUGGCGGGAGAAAAGGCUGGACUGGACCCUUCAAAGACUUGCCGAGAAUGCGGCGCGAAAGGCCAAAUUAAAGCCAGAAUUGUCCUGUCGGAAUCUGUUAUUGCGUUGGACUUCAGCCACCCUGGAAGUUCAAUGGGGUUACCGACACUCCAGGAGGCCACACAGAAAGGACUUCUCCGAGACAACUUCUGGAUGCAUGAUCAGGAAUAUGUGAAGUUUGGAGCUGUGGUUGACGAAAUCGCGGAAACUGAACCGUACAUUAGAGAUGGGUGGCCGGAUGACCAUGUUUCCUCUCAAUACAACGAGGCGAAAUUGGUUUCCGCCGUCAAAUAUAACAUUGGAGAGCCUCCCUUACGCAACGAGAGCAAAGAAGAGGAAGAAGAAGCAUGCCAACAGAGCCGCGCCUCUUCACACAACUUCUUUAUCUUAAGUAAAGACGGAAAAGACAGAAGAAUCUGUGACGCAUCCGUAAGCACCAGCUUUGACGAGAAAGAGUUUGUUGAGACACAGGGAACUAGAUACACAAUUCAGUACCUUUACUUCGUUCCAAAAAGUGCGAUUUCAGAAAGCAAAGAUGAACAAGGCAAGAUAGAAGAUGAGAAACCUCGAACUGAUGAAAAGGGAGGUCAAAAAAAGAAGGAUCUGAAGGAACAAACACCUGAAAGAAGAGAGACAAGAUCAAGAACGUUGACCACAAAAUCCUCUUCCGAUUCAACAGUUGUUAAAAAGAAGUUGCCGCUGCGUGAUAAAAUGACUGAUGUAUCUCUCUUUGAAAGAAUGGUCAUCAACAGAGAAGGGUGCAUCACCUUGCAAGUUCAACACAGAAUGGCACCUGAGAUGGCCAAACUCAUUGUUCCAACAAUCUACAAAACCCUUGGGAACCACCAAAUCGAAGAUCGGAACGCACUGGAUUCUUCUCUAACUCUCAGAUGUGAAGGCAGUGAAGGUCAUGCUGACUACAAAUUUAAAGUGUCAAGCCCAAUAGACUUCCAAACAGUUUCUCCUUAUGGCGGCUGCAACCAGAUUUGUGAAGACCAGCUCAGCUGUGGUCACCCUUGCAAGACUGUUUGUCACUUGAUGCAAAUCGAGCAUACAAAAAUCAAGUGCAAUGAACCCUGUGAGAGGAAAUGUGACGCUGGGCUUCACUCAUGCAAGCAAAAGUGCUUCGUUAAGUGUGGAUCAAGUUGCAUGGAAAUGGUGCAAAAGAACCUUCCCUGCGGUCACCAGGCAAUGAUGAGGUGUCACGCCGAUGAAGAACAUUUCUUCUGCACAGAAAUCGUGACAAAGAAAUUCCCCGAGUGCAACCACGAGGCAGAGGUUGCAUGUUCUUGCAAGAGGUGUCCUCAACCCUGCGAUAUGAAGGCACCUUGCGGUCACAGCUGCACCAGGAAGUGCCACACGGACUCUGAUCCCGACCACCUUCAAUACAAUUGUACCAAGCCAUGCAUAAAGAUGAACAAGGACUGCCAAUCAAAUCAUCCGUGCAAUAAGAAAUGCUGGGAGGAAUGCAGUGUUUGCGAAAUCCAGGUGAAGGUAAAGAGGAGCUGUGGCCAUCAAUUUGUUUUAAAAUGCUACAUCGAUCCAGAAGGAAUCGAAUGUCGCAACAAGUGUGCAAAAUUGCUUGACUGUGGUCAUCGUUGCCUAAAGAAGUGCAACAUUGAAUGCUUGCCCUGCACUCAGCUAGUGGGAAAGGUCAUUUCGGAGUGUGGCCACUCUGCAAAGGUGCCUUGCGGUCGAGAAGCAACCAAAGAAGAUUGCGCAGAGCAGUGCAAGAAGCUUCUUUCUUGCGGACACGCUUGCAAAGCCAAGUGCUCCGAAGAAUGCACCCCCAAUUGCCGGGAGGUUGUGGAACCGAGUGUUGGAGGGUGUGGACAUAAAAUCAAAACGCUCUGUCUGGAGAAGACUAAAGGUUUGAAGGCUGAUGUGAUGAGAUGCACAGCCAAAUGCAAUACAGUGCUAGAAUGCGGACACACAUGCGGAGGAACGUGCAGGACUUGUCUCCAAGGUAGAUUCCACGUGCCGUGUAAGCAGAAGUGCACCAAAGAAUUCCUUUGUGGUCAUAAGUUUCCUUCUGAGUGCAGUGAGCCAUGUCCACCAUGCCAAAAGAAGUACCAUAUUGUCUGUGACCAUAAUGAAUCUCAUGAAAUUACUUGCGGACAGCCAAGAAAUAAAUUCUGCAAGCAAAAAUGUUCUGCUAAAUGUGACCAUGGAAAUAAAUGUACCAGGAAGUGUGGAUUGGAUUGCAACUACAGCAGGUGUGAGGAAAAGUGCACCAAAACACUGCCAUGCAAGCACCCUUGCUGCGGAUUCUGUGGAAGCCCUUGCCCUGGCCUGUGUUGGGAGUGUGACAAGGAAGAAUUGCUUCAGCACGCAUUCCCUUUUGGAGCCGAGAUUCCUGAGAAUGCAAAAUUUGUUUUACUCCCCGAUUGCCAUCAUACUAUUGAGGCAGGAGCCCUGGAAGCGUGGUUCAAGUGGCAGUCGUCACAGCUUGAAAUAAAAAGUUGCCCCUUGUGCAAGAAAAAGAUUUCGGCACAACUUGUGCAGUACAAGAAGGAAAUUUGGGAAUCAUUUGUGGACUUUAUCAGAAUUUGUGAUAAAUCAAACAAAGAAGACCACAUUGACGCCAAGGAAUUGAUGGAAUGAUCCUACCGACUGGGGGACCAAUGUGUUGAAAUUGCAGCUGGCCCAUUGUUUGAUUUUGGGAGGCAAAUGCACUUGGAAUUACUUAGAGGCCUAGAGGGAGGAAGUAGAAGCAAAUAAAAGUGGAAGUCGUCAAACUGGACCAAGCUACAUGUUCAUCAGCCAUCAAUUGCCUGUGAUUAAGAAAAAGAUGGAUGUUUUUGAAGCCAUGUUAGAAAUUUUCAAUUCAGCGUCCUGCAAAAAUUUUGCUGCUGUGAAGUCUGAAGUUGAUUUCAUCAUUAAAAUGCUCGAGGGAUAUUCAAAAUUAUGUAACCAGAAUAUCAGGGACUUUGCAGCCCUUCUGCUUGACUUGAAAAGGAAGGUUGAGUCUUCAAAAGAGGUCAAUCUCCCUGAGGAUAUUAUGGCAAGGCAAAGGUUGCUUUGGCAGAAAUGUGGAAAGUGUGGAAACUUGGAAUUUGGCCCACAGAAUACAACCAAAAUAUGUAGCGAGUGUGAUGCCACCCUGAAAAUAGAUCCACCCUUGUUUCCUGAUCUGGACCCUUCCAAGCAGUACAACUCAAAGGGCAGGGUCAAGACCUCACGACCAAUUAAGUAUAAUUUAAACUGACCUGUAUGAUCAAAUAAGCUUUUGUUCUACAUUCUGUCAUAAUUUUUAUGAUUGAUGAAUAAAUAAAUUUGUAAU
This is a messenger RNA of Neocloeon triangulifer, 4360 nucleotides long. RefSeq lists its product as uncharacterized. Gene Ontology annotation, molecular function: zinc ion binding. The coding region runs from base 130 to 3681 and encodes 1183 amino acids. The transcript is spliced from 18 exons. NCBI's taxonomy places the organism in Eukaryota, Metazoa, Arthropoda, Insecta, Ephemeroptera, Baetidae. The record is from RefSeq and is a predicted model, not a curated record. Gene Ontology annotation, cellular component: nucleus.